AUGGGUCGAACAUUGACGUAUCCAAAGCGGUCCUCUAACACCGUCAACCGCUAUAACCACAGAGCUACAUAUGAUCUCGGAGCAAUCCAUUCCAUCAUCAAUUCCUCGCAAGUCCUCCAUGUGUCAUUCAGCCCGGGCCCAGAAGACCCUUUCCCCGCUAUUAUACCCAUGAUCGGGCAAAUGGGCUCAUUCGAAUACCCCUCGGCGGAUAUUGACGAGCCCCUGGAAUGUUAUCUACAUGGCUAUGUCAGCUCAAGAAUCAUGAACCUAGCCAGAGGGUCCCAAGAAGGAUUGCCAAUUUGCAUUGCUGCGAGUAAGGUGGACGGGUUGAUAUUGUCAUUGACACCAAACUCGCACAGUUACAAUUAUCGCUCUGCCAUCCUUCACGGAUAUGCCCACCUUGUAACGGAUGAAGCCGAGAAACUUUGGGCAAUGGAGUUGGUCACAAACUCAGUACUCCAGGACCGCUGGAAGCAUUCGCGAGUGCCACCCGAUCGUGCUGAGAUGUCCUCGACGGUUAUUCUCAAAGUCAAAGUGGUUGACGGGAGCGGCAAGAUCCGUGAUGGGGGUGUCUCUGAUGAAAAGAAGGACUAUGCUAACGAGGAAGUGACCAACCGUGUUUGGACCGGAGUUGUCCCCGUCUAUGAGACAUUCGGGGCGCCCAUUCCUAGUGCUCAGAAUAAAGUGGCCGAGGUGCCAGACUAUAUCACUGAUUUCGUUGAGAAUAAGAAUGAUGAAAACCGCACAUAUGCGAAAGAAGCAGCCCAGGUGACUCUUCCCAAGGAGGAACAGCAUUAG
Aspergillus tanneri is the source of this 798-nucleotide messenger RNA. Its product is annotated as pyridoxamine 5'-phosphate oxidase family protein. The transcript has 2 exons. The record is from RefSeq and is a predicted model, not a curated record. Bases 1 to 798 code for a protein of 265 amino acids. NCBI's taxonomy places the organism in Eukaryota, Fungi, Ascomycota, Eurotiomycetes, Eurotiales, Aspergillaceae.